Molecule: messenger RNA, 2628 nt
Organism: Pieris macdunnoughi
Lineage: Eukaryota; Metazoa; Arthropoda; Insecta; Lepidoptera; Pieridae
Source: the annotation of a GenBank genome assembly
AUGUCUCUUUUCCCGGCUUAUGUCGAAGUUGUAGGAUUUAAAGAGGACCAACUUUCAAAUACAGAAAAAAGGCUGUCGUCUCAUGACAUUACUGAGGCGAUGGAAGUACAGUUGCUGUCCAGUGAUGUUGAAGAUGAUGCAGUGGCACAUGAUAGAAGUUGUAAACCACUUUUACAGUCAACAUUAUCUUCAGAUGACUUUUAUUUAGAUUGCAAGGUGGACUAUGGAAAUUUGCAUGUUUCUACACUUUAUUAUCCAGGUAGACCACAAUACAACUACACUAACUCUCUGACAAUUGGAUCGAAACAAAGUAAAAAAGACGAAAAGAAAAGGUGGAAAAGAUAUUUUUCUAAAGAAAUAACAGAUGAAUCCGAUAGUUUAACGGAACGGCUCAUCGCCUACCGCAAGCUUCUCACCGAGACGCCGGACGAUCUUCAGCUUUGGGAAGCUUACAUCGACUUCAGGGAGGUGUGCGAGAGCGUGGAGGGAGCCCUCGAAGCGGCGCGGGAGGCGGCCGGCCGGUUGCCCGAUUCCGUCCGCCUCAGGGAGAGGCUCCUCGACCUCAUGCAGACCGCGCUGCCUCGCCGGCGGUACGUCGAAGAGCUGCGGGAAUCGCUCCGGAAAGAGCGGCGCCCCUCGGUCCGCACGGAGACGUGGGCCCGCCUCGUCGCUGCCGCGGGGGCGGAGGGCGAGGCGACGGAGACGGCGCGAGCGGCCCUGGCCGACUGCGGUCGACGCCCGGCCGCCGCGCUGCGACUGCUGCACGCCUUCGGCCUGGGCCUGCGCUCGGCGGGGCUGUGGGAGAGGCUGGUGCUGGCCGUCGAGCUGCUCGUGGCCAUGAACCUUCCCGCGCCCGAGUUCCCGCCCGCGUUCUCCGAGUCCGACGCGGCAGAGCGACGUCUGCUCGACCUCGAGGACGAGGCCGUCCGCAGCGGGUUGCCCGUCGGCGUGGUGUGGACGCGCGUGGAGCGAGCGCGGGCCGCGGCCCACUGGCGCCCCGCCGCCCCCCGCGCCUCCGACGCCGACCCUCAGCGCGCGCCCCUGCCGGCGGACGUGGCCGACCUGCUGCUGCCCGUCGUCGGCGACGCCGACGUCGCCGGCCUCGCGGUGCGGUUGCUGCUGCUCGCCAAGGUGCCUCUGCUGCCGGCGACGGAGGCGGCGGCGCGGGCGCUCGGCGAGCGGGACGGCACGGCGGAGGCCCUUCUCGCCCUCGCGUCGGGGCGGGGCGCACGGCCCGACGAGCCUCCGGCGGCCGCCGCGCUGGAGGCGCUCGCCGAUCCGCCGCACUAUUUCGCCGACGACACCGGGUACGGCACCUGGGUGUCGGCGCUGUGGGAGGCGUGCUGCUCGGCGUGCGGCGGCGCCCGGCGCGAGGCUCUCGUCUGCUGGCGGUUGCGCUGGCUGAGGGCGCUGCUCCUGGCCACGCCGCCGGACCGCCGCGCCGAGCGGGCCGCGCUGCGACGUCGGGCGCGCGGCGUCCUGAAGCGGUCGGCGCCGACUUCGCCGAUGGCGUUCGCCGAGUUCGCGCUGCUGGAGGCGGACGCGGCGCGCGGCGAGGGCGUCGAGGACGGCGCCGAGAGGGCGAGGGCGGCGGCCGCGCACGCGCUGCGCGCCGCACUCGCCGACGACGACGCGCCCCCCGAGGACGCGAUCUACGUCGCCAGGGUGACGGGCGAAGUGAGCGGGGCGGAGGCCGGCGAGUGCGCGACGGUGCUGGCGGUGCUGCGCCGACCGCCGCCGCCCACGCUCGGCUUCUCGCCGCCCGACGCCGCUUCGAAGGCCGCCGCCCUCGCCGCGUGCGAGGAGCGGUGCGUCGAACUGGAGCGGAGCCUGAGCGAGACGACGGAAGAGGAGACGACGGACGUGACGACGUUUCUGCGCCCGAGCUCGACCGAGUGGGCGCGAGCGAGAGUCGCGCUCGCGUCGCCCUCUCGACGCCGCGAACUGCUCGCGCGGCUGCUGCACGCGCAGGCGCAAGUGGCCAACACCGAAGGAGACGCCCUGCGAUACUACGAGGAGACCGCGAGCGAGCUCGUCCGGCGGGGCGCCGCCGCGGGGGCCGAGCACCGCCUGGCGCGGCUCUACCCCGGCAACGCGCACCUCAACCUCGGUGAGUCCGCCGCCGUCCGACGCCGGCGCACCGUUCUUCCGAGAGCUGACGCCUUCUCCUCUCCGGCAGCGAGCGCCUCCGCCCGACGGACCCCGAGCGUGCAGUGGCGCCUGAGCGCGGUGGCUCCUCCGCGGUCGCCGACGGCCGCCCUCGCCUCGCUGCUGCCGACCUUCCUGCGUGCGUCGUAUCGGGACUGGCCGCCAGUCGAGACGGCGCGUGCGGUGCGAGCGGCCCGGCGGGCGACCGGCGGAACGGGCGGCGUGGCGAGCGGCGGAUCGGCGUGGGCGGCUAGACUCGAGGCGGAGGCGCGCGCCGCCGACCCGAAGACCAAGCGAGCCCUUCUGACCGCGCUGCAGCUGACUCCGCACGAUAAGUGGCUGCACGUGCGAGGGGCGCGCUGCUGCGGCGAGGAGGCCGAGGUGUUGGCGGACGCGCUGCUCGAGAAGCAGCUGCGGCUGCACGCGCUGCCCGACGAGCUGCGGUCGCUCGACGGACCUCCGGCUUCGGGAGUCUCUUAG